Molecule: messenger RNA, 2877 nt
Organism: Malurus melanocephalus (red-backed fairy wren)
Lineage: Eukaryota; Metazoa; Chordata; Aves; Passeriformes; Maluridae
Gene: SMU1
Product: SMU1 DNA replication regulator and spliceosomal factor
Exons: 12
Coding region: 124-1665 (513 amino acids)
Biological process (GO): mRNA splicing, via spliceosome
Cellular component (GO): precatalytic spliceosome
Molecular function (GO): protein binding
Source: RefSeq, a predicted model, not a curated record
GAAGCGGAAACCGCGGGGAGAGGGCUGGCGGAAGGCCUUGGGGAGCACCACCGCCAGCAACACUACUGCUACCACUAGCGGCGGCUGCAGCAGCACCAGCACCAGCACCAGCGGCGGCUCAAGAUGUCUAUCGAAAUCGAGUCCUCCGACGUGAUCCGGCUCAUCAUGCAGUACCUGAAGGAGAACAGCCUCCACCGGGCGCUUGCCACCCUUCAGGAGGAGACCACCGUGUCCCUCAACACCGUGGACAGCAUUGAGAGUUUUGUGGCAGACAUCAACAGCGGGCACUGGGACACGGUGCUGCAGGCCAUWCAGUCUCUGAAGCUGCCCGACAAGACCCUUAUUGAUCUCUACGAGCAGGUUGUGCUGGAGUUGAUUGAGCUCCGGGAACUGGGUGCUGCCAGGUCUCUGCUGAGACAAACAGAUCCCAUGAUCAUGCUGAAACAAACUCAGCCAGAGCGCUACAUUCACCUCGAAAACCUUCUUGCCAGAUCUUACUUUGAUCCUCGUGAGGCAUACCCAGAUGGGAGUAGCAAAGAGAAGCGGAGAGCUGCUAUUGCACAAGCUUUGGCUGGAGAAGUCAGUGUGGUACCUCCAUCUCGUCUUAUGGCRUUGUUGGGGCAGGCUCUGAAAUGGCAGCAGCACCAGGGCCUGCUUCCUCCUGGUAUGACAAUUGACUUGUUCAGAGGCAAAGCAGCUGUGAAAGAUGUAGAAGAAGAAAAGUUUCCCACACAGCUGAGCAGGCAUAUUAAGUUUGGGCAGAAGUCGCAUGUGGAGUGUGCUCGGUUUUCUCCAGAUGGACAAUAUCUGGUUACUGGCUCUGUUGAUGGCUUCAUUGAAGUAUGGAACUUCACUACUGGAAAGAUUAGGAAGGAUCUGAAGUAUCAGGCACAAGAUAACUUCAUGAUGAUGGAUGAUGCAGUGCUGUGCAUGUGCUUCAGUAGAGAUACAGAAAUGCUAGCAACUGGAGCCCAAGAUGGGAAAAUCAAGGUGUGGAAAAUCCAGAGUGGUCAAUGUCUCAGAAGAUUUGAACGAGCACACAGCAAAGGUGUUACAUGCCUCAGUUUCUCUAAAGACAGCAGCCAAAUUCUUAGUGCUUCUUUUGAUCAGACAAUCAGGAUUCAUGGUUUAAAAUCUGGGAAAACCCUGAAGGAAUUCCGUGGUCAUUCUUCCUUUGUCAAUGAAGCUACUUUCACCCAGGAUGGCCACUACAUUAUCAGUGCAUCCUCUGAUGGCACAGUGAAGGUUUGGAAUGUGAAGACAACAGAGUGCUCCAACACCUUCAAGUCCCUUGGUAGCACUGCUGGGACAGACAUUACUGUGAACAGUGUCAUUCUGCUGCCUAAAAACCCUGAACACUUUGUUGUUUGCAACAGAUCGAAUACAGUUGUCAUCAUGAAUAUGCAAGGACAGAUUGUAAGAAGUUUCAGCUCUGGUAAGAGAGAAGGUGGUGACUUUGUCUGCUGUGCACUUUCACCUCGUGGUGAAUGGAUCUAUUGUGUUGGUGAAGAUUUUGUGCUGUACUGUUUCAGCACAGUGACCGGCAAGCUGGAGAGAACUCUGACUGUCCAUGAAAAAGAUGUCAUUGGCAUUGCUCAUCACCCCCACCAGAACCUGAUUGCCACUUACAGUGAAGACGGCCUGCUCAAGCUCUGGAAGCCAUAGAUUUGUUUUGCAGUGAGCUCUGAAGCGUGCCUGUUACUUGCAGGUUACUAGUGUUUGUGCUUUAACAAGGUCUAGAUAUACUGAGUGUGAUACUUGCUCAAUUUUCAGUUCAGAUUUCCAGAGAAUUACAUUUUUACUUACCUAAAGUAGAUUGAUGCAUAAAUACAGCAUCAGUUAAUUUCAUAUACUUUAAUUUUUACUAGAGUAGUUGAAGCAACUUCAGUGAGAGUGUUUUCUGUCUUCUGAAGUCUGUACUCUUCCUAAGAUGUUUGUAAAAGUUUAAUGAGCCAGCAGCUUAAGAGUGGUUGCUGACUUCUUCAAAUAUUUCCUCAAAAAACAUAUGUUUUUUUGGUUGUUUUUAUUUUUUAAAGUGAAAUGUGGAAUGGGAAAGCUGUCUCUUCCCCACUGCUGAAACAGCCUUAUUUCCCUGGAAUGCAGAUGAGGAUGCUAUAUCCUCAUCUUGAAGAUGGGGUAGUUUCUGGGCUAUUGGGUUUUGCUGUGUUCAAUUUUCACUAUCAUUUUUUCAAUUGUAUUGGAAAGUAGUUCACACAGCUGCCUCAGAACGAAACUGUCCUUCCCCAUCUGCCAGCACUUCCUGCGAUAGACUGUACCCCUGCCUAAUGUGGCAGUGAGAUACAGUUGCUUUUGUUUGGGGAUUUUUUUGGGUUUUUUUUUUUUUUUNUUUUUUUUGCUUUGCUUUCAGACUAAAAGGAGAUAUUACCGGGGCCCUCUUCUUGUAAGUGCAAAAUGUCUUCAGCCCAGCUGUGGCUGAAACAGGCUCCAGGGGAUCAAUAUUUUAAAACAUGCGAAAGUUGGUUUACAUAGGCUGAGUUCCUAGUGCUGUGAUAAUGCUUUAAAUAAUGAUUUUUAAGAUUUUUUUUUUUAAUUUCAUAUGCCUGUGGACCUAGUUAAAGUUAUGCUUAGGUCCCACCAGAUGAUAAAAAGAUACUCUCAGGCUCUUUAGUUUGGAGCGCAUUAUGAUGAAAGAUUCUGACUAAUGUACACUGUUCUGAAUGUACACCAGAAUCUUCUAAAGUCUGACCAUGUGUUUUCUAGAAUGCAGAAAAAUGAGACUUUUCCUGUAGUGAUGAGUCAAAUGCAUGUAGAUUUGAAUCUGCUGCACUGUGUCCUGUCCUCAUCUCCUGUAAAAUGCUUUCCUACUGCAGUGAUCUUUCAAACAGUUAUAACUUGUCUUUGACUCAAUAAAUUAGU